AUGUUAAGUGAAGAUGAAAUUGUAGAAAUGCAUUUAAAAAAUGGACUUAAAAAUGGUAAUCGAACUUCGAACGCAUUUUUGAUUUAUAGAAAAAAUUAUGCUCUCCAAAAUCCUAAACUUUCAAGGAAUGAUGUAUCAAAACUAGCGAGUGAAUCGUGGAAAAGUGUAUCAAACGAAAUCAAAGACCAUUAUAAACGUAUGGCAGAAAAUGUAAAAAAAGAGUUUAAAAAAAGAGUUAAUUCUCUUUGUUUUAUUCACUGCAAUCUAGCUGGUACGAAUGAUAAUGAAACCAACCCUCCUAUGCUAACCUCAUCAAGCACUACCUGCCAUAAUCCUUUUCUCGGCCAGACCUCUUCAGGCACUUUCACCUACAUUAAUCCUUCUCCUUCCAAUUUUCCUAUUAAUAUUUAUUCUAGUCAUCAAAUUGUAAAUACGAAUCCAGAUAUUAUAUAUUUAAAUCCUCCUAUAGAUCAAAACUUUCUAGACACUACAGACGCCAAUUUUCCACCUUCAAACCCUAUUUAUUCAAGUUAUCAAUUUGUAAAUAUGAAUCCACCUAUAGAUCAAAACUUUCUAGGAAAUAUUUCAGACACUACCUACUAUAAUCCUCAAUUUAUAAAUAUGGAUCAAAACUUUCUAGACACUACAGACGUCAAUUUUCCACCUUCAAACCCUAUUUAUUCUAGUCAUCAAUUUGUAAAUAUGAAUCAAAAUUCUCCAGAUAUUACCUGCUUAUUUCCUCCUAUAGACCAAAACUUUCUGGGAAUUACUUGCCCUGAUUCUCUGAAUAUAAACAAAAAUACUUCGGACACUACCUUCUAUAAUCCUACAUUUAUAAAUAUGAACGAAAACCCUCUCUGUGACAACUACUUUAAUUCCAGACUUUCGAAUAUGAACCAAAACCCUCUUGAUACCAAUUAUUCAGAUCAUCUAAUACUGGAUAUAGAUCAAAAUGAUCAUUUAUGA
Diversispora eburnea is the source of this 966-nucleotide messenger RNA. Lineage: Eukaryota; Fungi; Glomeromycota; Glomeromycetes; Diversisporales; Diversisporaceae. The record is from the annotation of a GenBank genome assembly.